AGAGAAACAAUAUUCUCAAAUUACAGCACCGACUCUUGACUCGAACAUAAAUGUAUGGAUUCUGAUGGACAGCUAUCGAGUUUUCUCAGCAAGUUUACUCGCUGAAAGACCGUGAGUGUCAAGCGUCACUGUCAAUCUCGCAUUUUUUUUUCUUUCUUUUUUUUCGUGUGGUUGACAGUGACAUUAACACUCGCACUCUUGUCAGCUCGGCUGCAUCUGUACUUGUGGGAUGAUGACUGAGCUCAGGAUGGCAAAGAGCGGCUUAUUGGAGGGACUUCUGAACAGUCCCUAUAGCAAGCCUUUCCUCAAGAGACGAUGCCUCAGUGAUACCUCAGACCUGUUUGCCAUGAUUGAGCGGAUGCAGGGGUGCAGAAUGGAUGAGCAAAGAUGCCCCUUCCCUCCUCCCCUCAAAACAGAAGAAGACUACAUUCCUUAUCCGAGCGUCCAUGAGGUUCUGGGGCGCAGGAGCCCUUUUCCCCUCAUCCUGCUGCCCCAGUUUGGAGGAUACUGGAUCGAAGGGACCAAUCAUGAGCCUAAAGACCCACCAGAGGGCGAGCACCCUCCCUGUCCAGCCUCCCACGUUAAACUGGAGACGAACAGCACCGCCAAGAUCUACAGGAAGCAUUUCAUGGGCAAGGAACACUUUAAUUACUACACGAUGGAUGCAGCCCUCGGCCACUUGGUCUUCUCAAUGAAGUAUGAAGUCAUCGGGGAUCAAGAGCAUCUGCGCUUGAUGCUACGCACAAGGCAAAAAACCUAUCAUGAUGUGAUUCCCAUUUCUUGCCUUACCGAGUUUCCCAAUGUGGUCCAGAUGGCAAAGCUUGUUUGUGAAGAGGUGAACGUGGAUAGGUUUUACCCCGUCCUCUAUCCAAAGGCAUCAAGGCUCGUUGUCACCUUUGAUGAGCAUGUAAUCAGCAACAACUUCAAGUUUGGAGUCAUUUAUCAAAAGUUUGGCCAGACAUCAGAGGAGGAGCUUUUCGGGAACAUGGAAGAAAGUCCAGCAUUCGUUGAGUUCCUGGAGUUUUUGGGCACAAAGAUUGCACUUCAUGACUUUAAAGGCUUCCGAGGUGGUCUUGAUGUCACUCACGGGCAGACGGGGAUGGAAUCGGUCUACACAAAUUUCCAUAAUAAGGAGAUUAUGUUUCAUGUGUCCACCAAACUGCCUUAUACGGAAGGAGACUCACAGCAGCUGCAGAGGAAGAGGCACAUAGGCAACGACAUCGUGGCUAUCGUGUUCCAGGAGGAGAACACCCCAUUUGUACCGGACAUGAUCCAAUCCAACUUCUUGCACGCGUAUGUGGUGGUGCAGGUGGAGAACGCAUGCACGGACAAUGUAACGUACAAGGUGUCAGUCACAGCAAGAGACGAUGUACCCUUCUUUGGACCCGCUCUACCUGACCCCGCUAUCUUCAAAAAGGGGCCAGAGUUCCACGAGUUCCUCUUCACCAAGCUCAUCAAUGCCGAGUACGCCUGCUACAAGGCUGAGAAGUUUGCAAAGCUUGAGGAGCGCACCCGCUCGGCCCUGCUGGAAACAUUAUACGAGGAGCUGCACAUCAACAGUCAGUCCAUGAUGGGACUGGGCGGCGAAGAAGAUAAGCUGGAGAACGGGGGUGGUGGAGGAGGGGGCGGCUUCUUCGAGUCCUUUAAGCGGGUCAUCCGCAGCAGAAGCCAGUCUAUGGACGCCAUGGGUCUCAGUAACAAGAAGUCACACACAGUCUCCACUAGUCACAGUGGCAGCUUUACCCACAAUCCCGCAGAGAGCCCCAAAACCCCGGGGAUUUCAUUGCUUGUCGCGGGGAAAAGUCCCAGUAAAUAUGGACGCCGAGGCAGUGCCAUAGGGAUAGGAACAAUAGAAGAGUCAUUGAUCAUUCCUGGGAAAAGCCCCACCAGAAAAAAGUCUGGACCUUUUAGCUCCCGCCGCAGCAGUGCUAUCGGCAUCGAGAACAUCCAGGAGGUCCAAGAGAGGAGCCGAGAGGUCUCUCCCAACACGCAGAAGAUACCGGACUGCGGCCUCUUGUCACAAGAAACCAAAUCAGGCAACUCCUCCGCCCACAGUUCCCCGGAGUUUGCCGCCACGAAGAACAGUCUGGCGAUGUGUUGCAGGGCGCCUUCCAUCCCCGAGGCGCAGGACCUAUCUCGCUCCUCCUCCAAUGCCAGCAGCUUCGCCAGCGUUGUGGAGGAACACGAGGCCGAGGAGGAAUAUGAAACCGGACUGGAAAGCGUGUCUUGUGUUACCCCAGUAAAGAAAGACUCGUUCGUUUAUGGCUCUGCGGCGGAGGAGAGCUCCUGCAGCCCAGGAGGUUUCCCAGCAGCUUCUCGUCUUCAGCAUCAAGCAGACGGAGUGAAGACGCCGGAGCCAAAAGGGACGGACAGUCAGCCCAAGACGGAGAGCUCCCAGCAGGAGCAGAAGCUCCCAUCGAACUGUUAGCUGCUCUCCUCUCAUCACCACAUCGGCAUCCGUCUUCAGGAGAAAUAAAGACAACCCAAGGAGGGCAGGUGAAGUCCAAAUCUGAUGCAGAGAAGAAAUGCCGUUGGCCCUGACCUGGAGACUGACAAAGCCUCUCUUGAAUGUUUAACAACGAUCUGGUGUUUAUCACGACAGACAUUCAGCUCUCUGGACUUCUAUCGACCUCUCGCCCUCAUUCCGUCCUCCAUGUGGAAAAGCCUGCGCUCAAAGGGGAAGCAGCGAGCUUUCAAACUGACUGGCAUCGGGCAGCUGACUUAGCACAGUAAAUCUGCUCACCUGCUAAUUCUUCAGGCCAGUAACCAUUGAUUGUUGCCGUCAACAGACCCCAAAGACAUUGUGGCUCUUCUUCAAAACAUCUGAACGGGAACUGGGAUUUUUUAGUUUUCGUGAAUAAGAAGAUGACAGUCUGUGUGGUUGUGACGCUCACCAGGACCCAACAGACUGGGGUUGUCCAGCUUUUGUUGGGUCGCACGUCAACUGCAGUUUUGUAAAGUAGUUUAUUCCUUACAGGUUGCUCUUGUUUUAUUUUGUUCCGUUUUGUCUCACGCGCUUCAGAUCGUGAGCUCAAACUAAGGACACCUGGUUAGAUGCAAGUUGCCGUUUUCACAUGAUUUCGGUUAUUGACGAAUAAAUCAACAUCUUAUCCAAACUAACUUGGCACAAUGUCAAAAAUGAGUCCCACCUAGCCACCUAGCCACGGUAACUACUGCCAUCAAGCAUUUAGUCUUCUGCUGGUGAAGAUUCUCAGUCAUCCAGGUUAUGGUCAUUCCAACAAAAGUAAAAAA
Fundulus heteroclitus (mummichog) is the source of this 3252-nucleotide messenger RNA. RefSeq names its product rap1 GTPase-activating protein 1 (gene rap1gapb). Bases 230 to 2428 code for a protein of 732 amino acids. Gene Ontology annotation, cellular component: cytoplasm. Gene Ontology annotation, molecular function: GTPase activator activity. Gene Ontology annotation, biological process: activation of GTPase activity; regulation of small GTPase mediated signal transduction. NCBI's taxonomy places the organism in Eukaryota, Metazoa, Chordata, Actinopteri, Cyprinodontiformes, Fundulidae. The record is from RefSeq and is a predicted model, not a curated record. The transcript has 24 exons.